Bemisia tabaci is the source of this 1265-nucleotide messenger RNA. RefSeq names its product methionine adenosyltransferase 2 subunit beta. The record is from RefSeq and is a predicted model, not a curated record. Gene Ontology annotation, biological process: S-adenosylmethionine biosynthetic process. Gene Ontology annotation, cellular component: methionine adenosyltransferase complex. NCBI's taxonomy places the organism in Eukaryota, Metazoa, Arthropoda, Insecta, Hemiptera, Aleyrodidae. Gene Ontology annotation, molecular function: methionine adenosyltransferase regulator activity.
GUAACAUCCAUACACUUGAAGUUAGAUAAGAUCAGUAUAACCUUAAUUUCAACACAAGCUAGAUGUGAGUUCAUAAAGUUAAGUUCCAUCAUAAAAAUGAGUACUGAUGAAAAAAAAGUUUUUUUAACAGGUGCAUCCGGACUUCUGGGGAGAGCUAUAUACAAAAAGUUUAAGUCAGGAGGAUGGGAUAUUCAAGGGACUGCUUUCACCAGGGUUACCGAGGAUUUGAUAAAAGUGGACAUAACAAACGAAAAGGAGCUGAAAGACACUGUUGCAAAAUUUCAACCAAAAUUCAUAAUCCACUGUGCGGCUCAAAGGUUUCCCGAUAAAUGCGAUAAAAAUCCCAAGGAGGCAGAGCUGCUGAAUGUGACAGCGACCGAAUACAUUGCUGCAAUUGCACAACAAAGAAUGAUUCCCUUGAUAUUCAUCAGCACAGAUUAUGUCUUCGAUGGAAAAAAUCCUCCCUAUCAGCCAAUCAGCGAACCGAAUCCAGUGAAUCUUUAUGGUAAAACCAAGGCAGAGGGUGAAACGAUUACUCUGAGCAAAUCUCUGAAAAAUAUGAUUUUACGAGUUCCGGUCUUGUACGGACCGGUGACCAGUUUAUCAGAAAGUGCAGUGACCUCCCUCCUUCAGAACUUGCUGAAUACAGAGAAACCAAUUACAGUUUCAAACUAUGAAAAAAGGAGGCCUGCUCAUGUGGAUGAUAUAGCUUCCAUUUGCUUUGAUUUGCUUCAGCAGAAAAUCAAGGAUCCAGAACUGAAAGGAAUUUUCCAAUGGAGCGGUGAAGAAGUCUUUACCAAGUAUCAAAUGAUUCAAGUGAUGAGUGAGGUUUUCAACUUAAAAAUGGAUCACAUAACGCCUGAUUCGAAGGAACCAGACCCUAGCGCAGCAGCAAGACCAUUUGAUGUUACGCUUGACUCAUCUAGGUUAAAAUCUCUGGGAAUUCAUCAUCAUACGAUUUUCAAGGAAGGAAUUAAAAGAGAUCUUGCAAAAUGGGUGCAAAAAUGAGGAUGAACAUGAGACAGUAUUCCCAUUACGUGAGAUGAGAGAGAGACCACAUUGUAACAGCAUCUUUUGAUUAGAAUGACCAGAAGAUUCUCUUGGCUUCAAGGCAUUUUUCCUUCAAGUUUUAAGACUGACUGAUUUUAAACACACUCAGUGAGUACUUAAGGUACGCCAGACUGUGAUUUUUUCAGAAAUAUUAACCUAGCUGUUCAGAAUUAGAUUAUGUUGUGAAAAAAUAAAGAAACUUGAGUUAAACAGCA